Molecule: messenger RNA, 1382 nt
Organism: Solanum lycopersicum (tomato)
Lineage: Eukaryota; Viridiplantae; Streptophyta; Magnoliopsida; Solanales; Solanaceae
Gene: TPG7
Product: polygalacturonase 7
Biological process (GO): carbohydrate metabolic process
Molecular function (GO): polygalacturonase activity
Source: RefSeq, marked validated
AACAAAAAUGAGUUACAUUAUUCUUUUCCCACUUAUUCUCACAAACAUAAUCAUCUUUUUAUUAUUCAAUUCAUCUUCAGCUGCAAAUUCCAUGUACAAUGUCCAAACUUAUGGAGCCAACUCCGAUGGAAAAUCGGAUUCAUCCAACGCGUUCGUUAGUGCAUGGACUGCAGCGUGUGCAUCUACUAGCGCGGCCACUAUUUACGUCCCAAAGGGAAGUUAUCUAUUGAACAAUGUAUAUUUCUUUGGCCAAUCGUGCAAGAGUAAUGACAUAACGAUACAUAUUGAAGGCACACUUAUAGCUCCUUCUGAUUAUAACGUUAUUGGUAAAUCUGGUAACUGGAUUAAAUUUGAACGAGUCAAUGGAGUUUCCAUCGUUGGUGGAACACUAGAUGGACAAGGUACGCGUCUUUGGACGUGCAAAAACUCUGGCAAAGGUUGUCCCAAAGGAGCCACGACGUUAGCUUUUUACAAUUCAAAUGACAUUACAAUAAGUGGAUUGACUUCAAAAGACAGUCAAAUGUUCCACAUUUUGUUAGAUGGAUGUCAUAAUGCAAAGUUACAAGGAGUGAAGAUUUCAGCACCUGGAAAUAGUCCAAACACUGAUGGAAUUCAUUUACAAUCAUCUUCUGAUGUUACUAUCUUGAAUUCUCAAAUUGGGACUGGUGAUGAUUGUAUCUCAAUUGGUCCUGGAAACUCCAACUUGUGGUUUGAAAACAUUGCUUGUGGUCCCGGCCAUGGAAUAAGCAUUGGGAGCUUAGGUUGGGAGAUGCAAGAGGCAGGAGUACAAAAUGUGACAGUUAAAACAUCAUCAUUUACUGGGACUGAGAAUGGUGUGAGAGUCAAAACAUGGGCUAGGCCUAGCAAUGGCUUUGUUAGGAAUGUACUUUUUCAACAUGUAGUCAUGAAUAAUGUCCAAAAUCCCAUCAUCAUUGAUCAAAAUUACUGCCCUAAUAGUGGAAAUUGUCCUGAGCAGGGUUCAGGCAUCAAGGUUAGUGAUAUAACAUAUGAAGACGUACAUGGAACAUCAGCUACAGAAGUUGCAGUAAAAUUCGAUUGUAGCAAAACAAAUCCAUGUAAUGGAAUAAAAUUAUUGGAUGUUAAACUAAGUUAUAAGGAUCAUCCAUCUGAAGCUUCAUGUGUUAAUGCUGGAGGAAUGGCUUCUGGUCUACAACAACCUACUAGCUGCUUACAAAUUUGAAUAAAAUUAUAAGUAUUUAAAUUUAUAUUUACGUAGAACAUUAAAAUUAUAGUCGUAUAUUAUAGGAGUAUUUUUUUUAAAAAAAUGACAUUAGACUUGCUUGAGCCUAUGGCCUUGCAAGAUCAUUGUUCUAGUUCUUGAAUAUAUUGGACGUGAUCCAUUACAUUUAGUUAAUCUCAAA